GUCAUGUGUUGACCUGAGGCCUGUAUUUUUGAUAACCAGAAUGUGACGAUAAUGUAACAUAUGACUAGGGCUGUGUGCCAUAUUAUUUUUGAGUAUCUUUUGUUUACUUUUUGUUGUGUCGGCCUGUGAGUUGAUGGCCAUUUAUUUUUCUCAUGUAAAUAAACUUUGUAAAUAUGUUUACCUGCGACUUUGUAAAGUCUUUUGUUGCAUACAUUAGUUGAAUUGUAUACCUGGAGGUUAUACCUAAUAACCUAGGCAGUACAAGAAGGGACCAGCACACCUCUGGACGAACGUGCCAGCACACUUAACACUGACCUUUUGAUCUAAAUACCUAAAUCUAGCUAUAAUUCUAAUUGAAUAUUUUUAGCUAUACCCGCUACUAGGUAAUGUGAACUCAUAUUGGUUCAUGAAUCCUCUUUAGGUCACAGGGAGGACAUAUUAUACGGGUCGGCUCAACUUGACCAAGCACCGGUCAGCAAAGGGUCAAGUUGACCUCUGCCCCGGUAGCUGAGAUUUGAAUUCCUUUUCCUGCUGGCAUCCUCGAUUGAAACUUGCUGCUACGCACCUACUCCAAUACCACCUUGUCUGAUCCUGCUGUGUUUGUCCUAAGUUCAUUGUUUUGACCAAGGCUGCAGCUGUGACCUCUGUAACUUGCUAAAAGAAAGAUGGAUAUAGACACAAAAAAUCAGGGCAUGUUAAACAGCUGCUCUUACUAAUACAUUAAAAAUAUGUCUAUAACACAACUUUUGAAAAGGCUUAGAAGUCUUAAUGCUAUGAUCAAUGGCCUCUAAUCACCAUCCUAAUCAUGUGAAUGGCAUUGCUUGGGUAAACUUUGAGAGGGAAACUCUUCGUGCUGCAUCCUUCUUAAAUUACCCAAGUAGAGCAGUUAAACCAUCUACACUACUAACUGAAUCAGGAUUUGUCUAUAUUGGAAAUGGAAAGUCUGACAAGGUCAUUUGUUACUUCUGUUACUUUAUGAAAGAAAACUGGAAAGAAGAAGAAGAAAUACAUGUAGAACACAAAAGGGCUAGUCCUCAUUGCCCAAUGGUGACUAUUUUGGAAUCAAAUAAUGUAGCUUCAAUAGCUUUAGCAGAAAAUGUUACACCAGUACACAGUUUCAACCACCUUCAAGGAAAUGUAAAUAGAGCAUCUGACAAUUUUCAGAUUUCUGACAAUAGAAAUGGUUCAGGCAAUACCUCAAUACCUCCACCUCAAUUUGUGACAGCAUCUUCGUCAGAUGUACAUAACACAAUGUUGGGUACUGCAACCUACCCAAUUCCUCCAUUACUUUUAAACAGAAAUAUAAGUCGUUCUCCAGUCAAUCAGAAUUUGGAUAGCACUAGGCAACAUCCUAACAUUAAUUCUCAGAUCUAUUCUAUUCCAAGAAUGCCUUUGUCCGUUCCUCCUAAUAACAGUGAUACACAUGAUUCAUCAUCUGGAGAGUUAAAUCUUCAGAAUCUUGGAAUUUUUUAUGAAAGACCUAAAAAACCUGAGUUUGCAAUCCUGGCAAAGCGAGAAGAAUCAUUUGAAGGUUGGCCAAGUGAUUGUCCAGUUUCAAAAGAAAAAGUAGCGAAGGCUGGAAUAUAUUAUGAAGGUUAUGGUGACAGCGGAAAAUGUUUUUUUUGUGGUGGUGGCCUUAGGAAAUGGGAACAAGAUGAUGACCCAUUUAUUGAACAUGCUAGGUGGUAUCCAAAAUGUGGCUACAUUCGUCAGUACAUGGGGCAGAAAUUUGUUGAUGUUGUUCAAAAAAUCAAACUUGAAAACAGCAACAGGGUUACACGUGAACAAGUUCUUGAAAAAAUGCAUAAGGAUGACAUUGCAAUUACAAAUGAAAGCCCCAUAGAAAAUGACCCAGCAGUGAAGUCCGUACUUGAUGAGUUUAGGGAGUCACAGAUAUUCAGUAAAGAUGAAAUAAUUAAAGUGUCAAAGACUUUACGUAAGGAAGGUGUAACAUUAUCCGCUGAUGAAAUAUUUGCUAAACUAUCCAAUAAAAGUACACAUGUCAAACCUACCCCCAUGACUGGAGCUACUGCUGUUGGUGCUACCAAUAUUAAAGAAGAUGACAUAGUGCAUUUGAGAGAAGAGAACACGACACUUCGUAACAACUUAAUCUGCAAAAUCUGUAUGGAUAAGGAAGUGAGGAUAGUGUUUUUACCUUGCGGUCACUUGGUGUCAUGUCAGGAAUGUUCUGUGGCUUUCGUAGAUUGUCCAAUAUGUCGCAGUCACAUCAGAGCUUAUGUCAGAGCUUCUAUUAAAUAAUAAUAUACAUUUAUAUUCAUUUAUUUAUGUGCUUUAAAUGUUAACUUUUUGUUUUCAUUUUAUUAUUACAGAAAUAAAAAUUUGUUUUUAUAA
Biomphalaria glabrata is the source of this 2352-nucleotide messenger RNA. Its product is annotated as baculoviral IAP repeat-containing protein 2-like. The transcript is spliced from 8 exons. Bases 781 to 2259 code for a protein of 492 amino acids. The record is from RefSeq and is a predicted model, not a curated record. Lineage: Eukaryota; Metazoa; Mollusca; Gastropoda; Planorbidae. Gene Ontology annotation, cellular component: cytoplasm; nucleus; spindle microtubule. Gene Ontology annotation, biological process: regulation of cell cycle.